CCGGUAUUGCUUUAGAAAUGCCAAUCCGAAAGAAAAAGAUAGAGCUAAAUAAAGUCUUUCUUCGGCGAGGGCUAGAAUUACUUCUGAAGUAUAGUUAGUGCAGUAUCAUGUCUUUCCUGGACGUGCUGUAUUGUUUGACAGUCUUAGUUAUAGUUUCUUAGGAACAAACAAAUGUGAUCGCAGAACGGUCGAAAAUUAUGUAAAAACUAUGUUAGAAAUUAUGCAGAAAGUUCAGUUUUUUUCGUUUUUUGCUGCGACGCGGCAUCCACCUCGUGGACAAAGUAUCACAUUCGCUCGAGGAAAAUCCGAUGUCAAACUGUGGACGGCGAGUCAAAUCCUAUCCUAUCCUAACUACAGUCAAACGUAAAGAUGGUUCCCUUGCAGCUCCGGAAGGAGCACGGUUCUUCUUCAUUUUGGGAGGCUAAUGUUCUUGGUCAACAGCAGCAUGACCAUCCUAGAGCAGAUUACAAGACCGAGAACACAACAAAGUUCAUCAUUUCCGACGCCUGUCUUCGAUAUUUCGCUUCCUAUGCGCACAAACUCGCUCCAUUGCUGCCUUCGCAGAGUUCUUUAUGGUGACAUCUUUCUAUUUAAUUGAUCGGAUAUUUAUAGGAUAUUCUGAAGAUGCAGUCCUGAAAAUGUGAAAAUCAUCAAUGCCUUACACUCUACUUUGGCUUUAAAGUUAUAGGAUAUUUUUGAUUCACUUUUACUUCUUCUAGUAGUGUAUUUCUUCUAGUAGUGUAUUUCUAAGACCAAGACCAUCCUCUCCAACUAGUUCGAGCAGUUCAAGAACAUCACAAAGCAUGAUCGACCUGUUUCUUCCGGGUGUCGAUGGUGAGACGUGGCGUUUCAUACUGAACAUUCUGGGAACACCACGAACCGCAACCGCAAUUACGGAUGGCAGUUAUGUUCAAUUAAUUUCAAGGUGGUGUAUAUUCCACUUAGGCGGCUUAGGGAUAGGAGGUAUGUUCGAUGUACUUAGAGAUGGGAGUUAUAUAUAAUGAUGUUCGAUGUACUUAGAGAUGGGAGUUAUAAUGAUGUUCGAUGUACUUAGAGAUGGGAGUUCUUCUGUUCAAUCGAAAGGUGUAUAUGGUGCUAGAGGUGCGGAGUUGGAGAAUGUUGACAACUCUCCAUAACAUGUUGGAAUUGGAUAGAAACAGGAGGAUAAACCUCGUGUAGUCAGUGUCAGGUAACAUGUUGAAGAUGAUUAGGAACAAAAUAGCUGACGUCUAUUAGGAUUCACACAAAAACAAAAAUUAUGCCAGCACAUCUCUAAACGACGUUUACCAGAAUCUAUCAGUACUUUGGCCAUAACCAAGUAGAUGAAGAACAAUUAUGACCCGUACUAGAAGCGAAGCCCCAUUCAAUACCCAUUCCAUCUAAUACAUUCCGAAAAACACUACUCCUACCCCGAGCGCGGCAAAUAUCAUUCAGGAUGCAUUUGGCUUUGACUCAGCGGAAACAGCCAGCAACGUUCUCAAGAACCUCUUGGCAGUGCAGUUAAGGCUCGAUACAAUUCAUUUCCAACGGUGGUUUUCUUCUGUUUCCUACUUUGGAUUCUGAAGAAAUAUCGCGUAGAAAUGAAUUGCUUUGCGCUCCAAUACAGGGAAGACACGAAGAGGCGGAAAAAAUUGGUAUCUUGUGGGGUUCGUCGUGCUGUCUGUUGA
This is a messenger RNA of Amoebophrya sp. A25, 1667 nucleotides long. The record is from the annotation of a GenBank genome assembly. NCBI's taxonomy places the organism in Eukaryota, Dinophyceae, Syndiniales, Amoebophryaceae.